CAACGAUGUGCUAUGUCACUAAUAACCUCAGACAAGCUGAUUGUCAUUUUACCUAUAAGCUGACAGUGUACACUACAUAUACCGGGAACAUAGGGGAAACACCAAAUUUAAAGGUUAUUUGCAAAGCUUUCAACAGUUUUUCUUUGUUUAAAAACAUUCUUUUUCGUUAACUGUGCUUAGCAGCCAAAAACCUAGUGUUUCUAAAGAAAAGCAGUUGAAGCUCUCAUCUAGACAGUGCGGAAGCUAAAAGGAGGUUUUAAUAGAAGUAACUACUGGACGAAAACAGUACAGACAGGGGACGACAUUUGCGAUUCCUUUUUUAUUUACUGGUUUUUCUUAAAUUUGUUCUCUUUACUAAGAAUAUAGCGAGAGGAGGGUGAAUUUCGUUAUUCUCUAUAGUGCACUACAUUAUAGGGUAAACGAGAAUUUCUGUAUAUUGUCAAGGAUUUUUGCGCAUUUUUUUCUUCAGCACAACCACAAUGCUGUAUGUGUCAAAAUUGCCGGUUGGGACUUCUAGUAGUGCUAUGCAUGCACUUUUUUCGUCCUACGGUAAAGUAAAAGAUGUUUGGAUGUUAUCGCCAGAUAAUUCUGCCAUUGUAAGCUAUGAGUCUUUGGGGUCAGCUAUAAUUGCUAGGGAUGCUUUACAUAAUCGCGCUGUCUUUGAAAACCAUGGACCUAUUCAAGUUAUUCUUGCUAGGCCAACAUCUAGUUUUGAGAACAGUAGCCCUGCUUCUUCAACAGUCUCUUAUGCCCAACCGAAAGAGCCAUUACUACGGUCACAUUCCACUGCAGCCGCUAGCUUUCUUUUGAAGAAUCGCCUUGAUUUAUUAGAAAUCGCCAAGCAGUUUGAAAUGAAAAUUAAUUUGGAGACGGUAGAUUUGAUGAUUGCCAGUGCCAUCGAAAAGAGUCAGGUUGCUACGGAAAUUCGUCCUUCUCUUGAAACUUUACGGUCUAGACAAUUUGAGGCCUCUAAGCUUCGAGAAAUUCGAAAGAACAUUGACAGCGGAUUCUACACACAAGAGGAAAUUGAAAUUAUUGCUACCAGCAUGCUUGAUGAUGUAGCUGAAUUGUCAAGUGAUUACCUUGGUAACACAGUAAUCCAAAAAUUUUUCGAGUACUGUUCUGAUCCUGUUAAGGAGGCUAUGCUCGAGCGCAUCGCUCCAUACCUGGCUGCUAUAGGUAUUCACAAGAAUGGUACAUGGGCUGCGCAAAAGAUUAUUGAUGUUGCAUCUACCGACCGUCAAAUGGACCUGAUUGUUACGCAUCUUCGUCCUUAUGCUGCAUUACUGUAUUUUGAUCAAUUUGGCAAUUAUGUGGCACAGUGCUGUUUACAUUUUAGAUACCCAAAUAACUGCUUUCUUUUUGAAACUAUGGCAAGGCAUUGUUGCGAAAUUGGACAGAGUCGUUUUGGCGCUAGAGCUAUCCGUGCCUGUUUGGAAAAUGAGCAUGCAACCUUUGAACAGCAAGCUCUUGUUGUUGCUGCUAUUAUUAUUAACUCUCAUUUGCUUGCCACUAAUACGAAUGGCAUGCUACUCCUUACUUGGCUAUUAGACAAUUCCUUCUUCAAGAAUAGACAUCGUCUCUUAGCUAUCCAUCUUGCAGCGUAUUUACAUACAACAUGCACCCAUAAGCUUGCUUCAACGCUCAUUUUUAAGUUAAUCAACAACAAACAGGAACCCGAGUCUCGGAAUCUGCUGCUCAAGAACAUCUUUUUCUCUGAAAAUGAUAGCGUCCUUACUUAUAUAUUACAGGAUCAGGCAGUGGGUCCUUCGUUUAUUCAUAAAGUAAUUACCUAUCCAUCGAUUGGUCAUGAGUACCUUACUCAAUUCCAUAUGGUAAUCAAGCGUGUUCUUAGUAAUUUGCAUGUGCAACCUACUCCUCUUUAUUACAGGUUGAUGGAAGAAGUUGGAAUGACGAGUAAAAGUUUAUCCCCUGCUUUAAGUGGUAUUUCUAUGGCUGCUCCCUCGUUAGAUAGUGCUUCUUCUAGAUUGACUCGGGACUUUAACUCACUUGCCUUGUCCCCCUCUAACAAUAUGUUGAAUGGCGUUCCUUCUCUCGAUGCAACUCCUGCUUAUGCAGCUUACCAGCCUGCUGCUACCCCGACAACGGGACUUGGUAACACCACUGCUGCGGCCAACAGAAAGUCCAAUUUGCUUCUUCAAACCCCACGUAACGAGAACGUGAAAUCUGCUUCAUCCGUCUUAGAUACGUCCUCUCUAGUGAACCCCACUUUGGCGAAGUCUGCAAGUCUUAGCGGCGGUUCUUUGUUGAACCCUGUUUCCCCUCUUCUGCGCCGCGAGGCUCCUGCCGGAAAGCUUACAAUGCCUGCAUACCCAUAUGCCUCUCCAUUUAUGAAUCCGGCCAUCGGCACUGAUUAUGGAUUACCCAGAGUUUCAACUAAGCUUCCCCAAGUUUUCCCAGGAACAUACCCUCGCCUUCAGCAAUCAUUGUUGCCUAGACAAGGUGAGCUUCGUUUUGAUUAGACUUUCGUUUGACGAUUACCUCUUAUGUUUUUGUGUAAAUACGAACAUGUUUAUGGUCUCUUCGUUUCGCCUUUCUUUACAUAAUUUACAAAACAUCAUUCUUUAUUCUAUAAUAUGGUUAAAAGUUUACUUGUGGGAUUUCAAAGGGAGGAUACUAAAUUAAUUUCUUUAAUUCUUUUCAUUUUUUGAGGAUGGUUUUGAGUCAUGCUGUGCUAGGGGUUAUUUAUGAUGCUUAAUUUGAGCAGGCAUGAUUUUUCAUUCACGAUUGCUCAAACAUUUCUAUCUAUUAUUAACUUGUCUUUUUUUUUCAAGUGUUGUAUGGAUUGUAAUCUAAAUAGAUUGCAAUUCAUGUAUGUUUUGCUAUGAAGGAGUUUUGGUGUUAUGUCUUUCUCUUAUGUCAAAAUGGCAAAUCAUCUGGCAUGUGGGUCUUUUUAGAUGCUGGAAAAUGAUAGUUCUAUCUUUUCUGUUCUAGCACUGUUUUGCCCUUACAGCAGAUGAUUUACAAAAAAAAAAAAAAUACUGAGCGUUAUAAAUAUAAAUAUAUACACAUACGGACUGUCGUUUAUUGUUUUUCUUGUUUGUGGGCGUUAUUACUUUUCCUAUUAUUGUUAAUACCCUAAUACCUUUAUUUCUUUUGCAUCUUGGAAUGUUUAGAAAGUAUAAAGUUUCUCUUGAGAACCAUUAUAUUGUUUUUUGUCGAAUAAGUCUGCUUUGUAUUGUCAAAUUAUGUACAAUACGCCGCCGCUUUAUUUGACGUGUUUAUAUUAAAUUUUUUUAUUAUCUUAUAAUCUUUACUGUUCUUUUCUGCGCGUUUAUUUUCGUUUUCUUACCCAUAAUAUCUUCGUUAACAUGACUGGUAUAUUUGGAAUUUAUUCAUUUGUAGCUAAAGAUAUAUUUCAUCGUCUUUUCGUUUCAAAUUUAUAAACUAAAAAUAGAGCAAACAGACAUUCAAGGAAAAGUGUCGGGGUUUUUUAAUGCGCUCUUUUGUAAUUCUUGGAUUUCUUUCUGUUUAUUUCUAAUUAAAAAUUUUCUAUUACUGUUAAUAAGUAACUAUGUUAAAUAAAAAUUCUUCACUUUGGUUCCUCUUGU
Messenger RNA from Schizosaccharomyces cryophilus OY26, 3572 nucleotides. RefSeq names its product RNA-binding protein. Bases 480 to 2483 code for a protein of 667 amino acids. The transcript has a single exon. Gene Ontology annotation, molecular function: RNA binding. NCBI's taxonomy places the organism in Eukaryota, Fungi, Ascomycota, Schizosaccharomycetes, Schizosaccharomycetales, Schizosaccharomycetaceae. The record is from RefSeq and is a predicted model, not a curated record.